AUGGUUCGCAUUACAAUCAACAUCAGCGAGCUCGACGACAACGGCGGCGUCUACAUAGAAGGCCCAACUUGCACCUCCGCACAUGCGACAUCGCAUCACGAAUCGGGUAACUUCAGUGCCGGUCAUGUGGGUACUACUGGUGGACCCGGAUUACCUGGAGGAGCCAGAUCUGAAGACGGCACCCAAACUACCACCGAUCGUUACACGGGCACACAAAGCAACUUGGGAAGGCAAGAGUCUAAUCUUGCUACUCAACAACCUCUUCCGUCGACGACUGGAAUGACUCCACCCGUAUCCGACUGCCCCUUUCAAGAGUCCGCAGACCUGUUAAUGACUAGACUUGAUCGCCUAGAACUACUGAUCGAGUCGACAGAACGAUCGAGAACUAGACGCCCAGCACAGGGUCUGUUGUCUUCUCGUUCUCUCGCAAGUGCGCCUGUUCCGUUUAGUCAAGAGACACUGCAUCAACAACGCCAGGAUCGUCUCGAUCGGGGUCCAAAUAUUGUUGACAUCCACGAUAACGACUUUCACCAUAACGUAACUCGUCCUCUUGCCCUUAACGACAACGAGUUCCACGAGCCGCCAGAGCAAUACCCGGAACAAAAUCCAGGACAGUUCCUAGCGCAGUCCAUAAAGAGCGGCAUAGACCGGCCGCUUCAACCCGAUGCGCAAGAAGACCCAGAUCCGUACACGAUGACCGGCGCAGACGGGCCACUUCAACCUGAUGCGGAAAGAGAAGAUACGUACGAAAUGACCGGCGCAGAGGGGCCGCUUCAACCUGAUGCGCAAAGAGAACCAGAUCCGUACACGAUGACCGGCGCAGACGGGCCACUUCAACCCGAUGCGCAAAGAGACCCAGAUCCAUACAUGGAGAGCAGGAUGGACAGGCCGCUUGGGCACGAUAGACAAGAUGCUCGAGCUCAGUCCAUGCGGAGCGAGUCCUAUAGGCCUCUAGAUUAUCCUCCUGACAAUCUCGAGCCCGAGUUCGACCCUUUAUAA
Messenger RNA from Alternaria viburni, 999 nucleotides. RefSeq lists its product as uncharacterized. The record is from RefSeq and is a predicted model, not a curated record. NCBI's taxonomy places the organism in Eukaryota, Fungi, Ascomycota, Dothideomycetes, Pleosporales, Pleosporaceae. The transcript has 2 exons. Bases 1 to 999 code for a protein of 332 amino acids.